AACAGUUCACCAGCUAUAAAUAAACUCCCCCAUUUACCCUCUAAUCUCCAUUGUCUUCAUCAUUGUCUUUGUUAUUAGUCCUUCAAGCUUCCAAUUUCAGAUAAACUCAAGGUUGAUUGAAAAUGUCGGGUCGUGGAAAGGGAGGAAAAGGAUUGGGAAAGGGAGGAGCGAAGCGUCACCGUAAGGUUCUCCGUGAUAACAUUCAAGGUAUUACUAAGCCUGCUAUUAGGCGUUUGGCUCGUAGAGGAGGAGUGAAGCGUAUUAGUGGGCUGAUCUAUGAGGAGACUCGUGGGGUUUUGAAGAUCUUUUUGGAGAACGUGAUUCGUGACUCUGUUACUUACACUGAGCAUGCUAGGAGGAAGACGGUGACUGCUAUGGAUGUUGUGUAUGCACUCAAGAGACAAGGAAGGACUUUGUAUGGUUUUGGAGGUUGAAUGUGACUUUUGUUUAGUCUGCAAAAGUCUUGCUGUCAAGAAAUUGUUUUGCUUUUUGCUGGGGUUGAUGGGUUCUAUUCUGGUGUAAUUAGUAUGGUUCAUGUAGGGGAUGUGGUUGUAGCUUGUUUUAAUUCAAUGAAUACAAUUCACAGAUUCAGUUUCACAUCUU
Molecule: messenger RNA, 603 nt
Organism: Solanum pennellii
Lineage: Eukaryota; Viridiplantae; Streptophyta; Magnoliopsida; Solanales; Solanaceae
Product: histone H4
Exons: 2
Coding region: 123-434 (103 amino acids)
Biological process (GO): nucleosome assembly
Cellular component (GO): nucleosome
Molecular function (GO): DNA binding; protein heterodimerization activity; structural constituent of chromatin
Source: RefSeq, a predicted model, not a curated record